This is a messenger RNA of Trachymyrmex septentrionalis, 11700 nucleotides long. RefSeq names its product vacuolar protein sorting-associated protein 13B (gene Vps13B). The coding region runs from base 409 to 11700 and encodes 3763 amino acids. The transcript is spliced from 39 exons. The record is from RefSeq and is a predicted model, not a curated record. NCBI's taxonomy places the organism in Eukaryota, Metazoa, Arthropoda, Insecta, Hymenoptera, Formicidae.
CAGAAAUCGUAUGCAGUCGUAUGCGUGAACGAAUCGCAAGAGAGUUCCACGACUGAGGCUCAAUAAUUUCAAAUUUCGAAAGUUUACAUCCGGCGGACAGAAUCGAUGCUGUCGCAGCGCCCGUUACGUUCGUGGCGCAAAACGGGCUCGUGUAAUAGUUCGUGACGUGUCUUUACUGGAGUUGUUCAUUGUUUGGCAGACAAAUUUACAUGUUUAUAUCAAGAUAUACUACAAUAUUUACUCCAAAUUGUUGCCUGAUACUUUAUUGAACACAAAGAAAUGGUAUAAAUCACAUAACAAUAUGUCAUUAUUAUGAGGAAGCAAAGAAGGAGUUUUUGAUAAGACAAUUAAUGACAUCUUUAAUUAAGGGAAUUAUAAAAAUAUGCUACAUAUUCUCUACCAAGCACAAUGUUUAAAUUGGAGUCCUACAUAACACCAGUAAUUCUCAGUUAUGUAGAAAAAUAUGUAAAAAAUUUUAAACCAGAACAGUCACAGGUAUCUUUAUGGGGUGGAGAUGCAUCGUUUCAGAAUUUGGAUCUACGAUUAGAGGUAUUGGAGGAGCAACUGAAUCUUCCAUUCGUCUUUGUUAGUGGCCAUAUACACGAAUUGUUAAUACAUGUUCCUUGGGUAAAAAUUACGUCUGAACCAAUAGUUGUUACUAUUAAUACUAUAGAGUGCAUUUUAAAAUUAAAAGAUGAAAAUACCAUAGAAAGCAAUACAACGACGUUACAAAAGAAGAAGGAGAUAGUGCAAGAAGAAGCUCCACCUGGGUAUAUAAAGAGUGUAGUUACGAAAGUUAUUAAUAAUAUCACCAUUCAUUGCAACAAUCUCAUUUUAAAAUAUGUGGAAGAGGAUAUUGUUCUUAGCAUAAAUGUCAGAUUUUUAAGUAUGCAAACCGUCGACAAUAAAUGGGAACCAGCGUUUGCUGAGGUCAACACUCAAGAAGUGAUGCUUAGAAAAGUUAUUACUAUUCAAGACUUGACAUUGUGCUUAGAUAAAAUGGAUGCAUCAGGAAAGAUAGAGAUAUAUCAGGAUCCUGUUUUGUAUCGAUGUUCAAUGACAAUCCGAAUGAUUAUAAAUUAUCAUAACAACACUUUAAAGAGAGCAUCUAUUACGAGACUUGAUCUUCAUUGUGAGAAAAUGGAAUUUAGCAUGACUGAACAACAAGUACCGAUGCUCCUAAGAUUGAUUGCCUUAGUAAUGGCGUUACAAACAAAGCAAUUUCCACCAAUAAAGGAAAAAUCCUCCAUUAUUGUGGAUGAGAGAGAAGAUGUUGUACAAGAUGAUACAAAUCAGGUAGCAGGGACUUCCACAGAUGCAGUUGGAUGGGGUGGUUGGGCUUGGGAUAUAAUUUCAUCUGUUCUACCUGUCUACUGGGACAAUAAUUGGUCUGCUGAGCAACAAAUGGCAUAUUCUGGUCAUACUAUACAUUUAGGUGUUUAUAUAGAUGAUGCUACUUUAACAUUUAAGACUGUUGAAAGUGUCAAAGAGCAAUUAUUUUAUAAAUCUCGAAAACUUAGGUACAAAUCCUUUUUAUCACUUCGAUUAAACGGAGUUGUGACAGAUACUUUAAUUCAAGGAAUAACAAUGACAACUUUCCAAGUUGGAGUGGCGUGUGUACAACUUUAUCCACGAGGAACAUGCAGCUGUGGACAUAUAGAAGUAGCUGAUGGUGUACAGCCACCUCUUUACGUAAUAGCUGGGAACUUGAAUACUGACCACUUAAAAGAUUCAUUGUUUGACAAAGAAGCCACGGAAAAUAAAGGGAAAAAAAGAGAUUAUAAGCAAGGAAUAGAUCAUUACUUGACGACAAUUUCGGUUGACAAAUUAUUAGAAAGAUGUCCAGCAUUUGUGAUGGAUUAUGUUUAUUACGUAGAAUUACCUGACGAUAUAACGCCUGAAAAAUUACUCGAAUUUGGUUCAAAUUUUGAAUACAGCAAUUUCCAGGAACGCAGAGUAAUAAGAUAUGUAACUGGAGAUUUGACAAUCAGAUUAUGUUCCGGUAUUUUUCAUCGUAUUGAUACCAUCAAACAAGCUGCCGCAAAAUAUGAUUAUAAUCCUUAUCUUGUAAUGAAACCAGAUCCUCUUAUUGAUGAAUUGCCUCUUGUUACAUUGGAAGAAUAUGAAGCACUUAAAGAAAACAUAUCAAUGAUAGAAACAAAAUUUGUAUUAAAAAGGGCGUCACUACAGUUACAAUUAGCAGAUCAUUGUGUCAUUGGAGUGCCACGACAACGUAAAAUUAUUGAAACUCGAAUUAUACCUCCAUUACCUCCAGCUCUAACAGAUGAUCCUUAUGUAAGCGUUGAAUGCGAUGAAGCAAUUGCCACUAUAGUACAGCCUAUGUAUCCGUUUAGACUCGUAGCUUGUGCAUCAAAAUUAACAGAACUGUCACCAGAAAUGUUCAUUCAGUGCCAUGCGGUUACUGAUAUACAAGUGAUUGGAGUGAAAAGUCAACUUCACUUAAUGAAAACUUGCGACACUUUAAUAGUAAUGCCUCACUCAGUGAAAACUUCCUCAAAAAUAUUAUUAUAUCCUCAGUAUUGGCGAGAUAUAGACAUGAUUCAAAAGGCAUAUUCCUUUCAAUCAGAUAGUGUUACUAUCACGGGAACUAAAGCAAAAUUAAUGGCUGUUGCGGCUAUAAUAACUUCCAUUUUUAAUCCUGCAGAUACAACGAAUCCACUUGUCUGUUCUACUCUCUUUAAUGAUGCGUGUCAAGAGAAAUGUCCAGUGUACUUAGAAUUAUGCUUAGAAAAUAUAAAUUACAAGAAUGUAUCGUCUUCAGUUACGAUAUCAAACGAAGUCAAUAUAAGUUCUAUAAAAAUAUUUGCAUUCAAUGAUUCUCAACAAGCCUUUAUUCUUUCGGGGCCAGAAAAUCAUGAUAGCAGUGAUGCAGGAAAUGUACCGCUGUUGUCUAUUGUAAUACAGUUUCCUAAAAGUAUUGAAACGCAAACACAUCCAUCUCUCGUUUCAUUUAAAAUUUCUGAAAUUAGAGCAUCCCUAGACCCACUUUUUUUUGAAUGGUUGGAAUAUUGUGCCACUUAUCACAAAUUGGGAAAUGUAUAUGUAUUGCGUUCAGACAGCCAACAAUUGAUUACUGAAGGUACAUCAUCUGAUACAGGCACACGAAAAAAGACAUUUCCGAGUCUACAUGAAAGCGUGCAUAGUUCGUCGGACAAAGAGAAAAAAAGAUCAGCCGUAACAGAAAAAUCGAAAACACUACGAAAUGAUGAAAUACAAAAGAAAAAUGAAUUUAAAACGGAAGGAGAACAGCAGAAAUCGGGGAUACUGGUCAGAUUAGCAGAGUCGUAUUCGUGGUGGUGCAGUCUUGUGCUGAAUGGUUAUAUAGGACAUAUUAUAAUAUAUAUUCCGUCUGAUACAAUGAGUGGUAUUGGAGCUGAUGGCAUAGAACAAGCCAAAGAUAGAGCUUUCAUAGAAAAUCAAGAUCUACAAAUAAUGAUAAUAAAACUACCGAGUCUUCUCAUACAUUCAUCUAAUCUGAAUACUGAGAUAUUGAACUCAUAUCUACAAAAUCUUCCUGCUAAAUUACCAGAAUCUAUAUGGACAUAUCAAAUGCAAAGUUUUCCAUGGACAUUGAGUCUUAUCGAUUUUCAUUGUUACACAUUGCAACAACAAACACAAAAGAACUUUAUAAAGAAAGUUACAUUAAAUGCUACGGUAGCUCUUACAACUAAGACAGCUGCGACUGAAUUAAAUACACUUACUGCUUUAAGUGCUUGUGUACACAUUGAUAAUUCGCCUAUCAUUAUUUCAUUUUCGGAGGAUCAGGUUAUUUUUAUGAGCAGUAUAGUUUUAAAUAUCAUCAAAAUAUUACAAACUUUUUGCGGCUCCCGGAAAGACAACGUAAUUGUACCACAGAGCAACGAAAUGCAAAUUGUUCUUCCUGCUAUACCUCAAACUCCGUCCACUCCGACCCAAAUAAUGUAUCAAGAAGAUACUAAUUCAACUAUGUCUACAUCAAAAGAUGAUUUAGGACAUGAAAAAGAUGGUUUAGUUGUAACGGCAUGGAUUCAGUGGACUAUAACAAAAGUAGCAAUUAAAUUAUACAUUAUGGGACGAGAAGACACGCCUUCUUUAAAAUUAGUGUUAGAACUGGAAGAUAUUAUAACAUCAUUAGAUUUACAAUCGGUUUAUAUGCAGUUAAAAAAUAAAAUUACAACAGCCACGAUAUUUCAUUAUGUUAGAGGUCCACAUGCAUUAAAUUGGGAUGUUGGUGAAUAUGCUGGGCUAGUACUCUGCGGAAGAGAAGAUAAUUUGGAGAAAGGUGAUGAUUCUGGUUUUGUAAGUUUUACACUUACUCGUGCAAAAUCUGGAAAUGUAUACACACGUUGGGGUACUCACAAACGUUACAAGCCUCAAAAGAAAGAAAUGCUGCUUGACUCUACGUUAUCUACGAACGGCUACAUUUCUGAAAUACUUAUCAAAAUGCAAAUGGUCGAUAUAAUCUUACCAAUAAGUGUAAUUAGCAAAUAUGCUGAAUUGAUGAAACCUUUUACGUGCCUUGGUUCAUCUAUUGAGAAAAACACAGAAUCUAUUUGUAAUAAAAACAUGGCAACACCAUUAGUUGGUGUAACCAACUUAAAUAAUGAAUUAUUGCCACUGAUACAUUUGGAAUUCAAAGGUUUUCGUCUCAUGAUGCCAGCUUUUACUGAUACGAAUAAGUUACAACAUGAUUUAUUAAUGCUUCAGUUGGACGGGAUUCGUAUUACGCCAGAUGCAGAAAAUCCAAUUUGUAGAACUCCAUUGCGAACUGAUAUAUAUCAAUUGGCUGCUCGAGCAAAUAUAUUAAACGUACCAGGUUCAGCUGUAGAAGAUCGUCAGUAUCAAAUUAGUGUUAAAGGAGUAUGUGCAUAUACCACUACAUGGAAGAAUUAUCAACUAAGCAUUAAUAAGAGAAUGUCUCAAUCGUACUUAUAUACAAUGAACGAGAAUCCAGCAUUGGAAUGGAAUAAGCUCGGGAAUGGUAGUAGUCUAGAUCCAUACUUUUCAACAUCUCCAGUAUUAACAAAAUUUGACCUUAGCUUAAUUAUUGCCCCAGCUGUCACAUUUAAAGGAGACACAAUAGUCUGUGGGAGUGCCGUUGAAGUAAAUUGUAUUACAGACAUAGAAUUGACAAUAAAUUUGGAUCAAAUUAAAUUAAUAUCAACGCUCAACAAUGAAUUUGUAACGUUACUAUCUGGAAGUUUCGAAAGAAUAGAUGAUAAAAAUAGUUUUAAUAAUAUAGCUCAAAGAUCUCUUUCAGGAUCUCAAAGCAUUAAGCCUAUUAAAGCCUGGUUGAAACAAACAUCAGAUGAUUCAGAUAUUGAUUUCACAAAAGACAGUGGUGUCGAUUUUGAAAUGUCCAGCAUGCAUUCAACAAUAAUUGGAAGACCCACUGCUGAAACUAUGAUACUUCCACCAUUUGAAUUUUUAGUAAAUUGUGGAAAAGUAACAUUUAUUCUGUAUGAAGUCCAGAGUACAUUUGUUGAUUUAGAGGAUAAUGUAGAUACACACAAAACUGACGGUGAAGACGAUAAUAAUAAUGUAAAACAACCAUUACUUUAUCUAAUGAUCAAUCAACCAAAUAUUUAUUUCUCUCAGCAACAUUUAUCUAAAAAAAUACAAAUAUCUUGUUUCGAUAUAACAACAGCACUUGGCAAUGUACAAAAUCUAAACGCAAUACCGACCGAAAAAGAUUUCAAAAUUUAUAUGAUAGAAACAAAACAUGGUGAUCCACAUCCAGAUACGGGUAUCCCGCCUUCUUUUGCGACAGUAAAAUCUGAAAUGAUUUUAGGCAAAAACCGCCAGUUUUUCAUUGAAAUGGGACGACCGACAAAAGUACAUCUUUCUUUAUCUCGGCUUAACCAACUCUAUGAUAUACGGAAUAAGCUAGUAUCGUGUUUUAUUGAUGACAAUGUUACACAAGUAUCUACAGAGGAACAGGAGAUUGUGCAUACGGAUUCUCAAAAUUUAGUAUCGUUGACAAAAUCGAGGAAAUUCAGUGUACCUGAUCUACAUUUAAAUACUAAACAAAUUGUAUUAUCUUUAAAGACUGACACUGGAGCAGAAAUUAUUAUUAGUUUAGCAUCGUUAAAUGGAAACCUGUCGACACUUCUCAGACCAGACAGGAUAUAUUCAAAUCUGUCCAUAGAUUCUUUCAUUGUAUCUGCUAUCUUAAAUGGGAAUAUCAAAGUACUAUUAAACCCAUGGUGUUGCAAUGUAACGACUUGUUUACUUUGGGAAUCUUCGUACAAUAGCGAGAUUAUUCCACAAAUACAAAUACAGGCAGACAGUGAGAGCCUAUAUCUAGAUUUUGGACCGGAUCAAAUAAAAAUUAUGAAAAUGAUUAUGCAGGACUGCCAGUUGCUCUUAAGCGAGCUUGCUUCGGUUUCUACGAAUGAAAAUAAAAAUGAAAAGCAAAUUGUGUUAUCGACUGAACAACACUACAAGGAUGAUCUAAAGGCGGGUGCAUUCCAAUUCGUUGAUGGCACUGCGGAUGAGUUACCUUUUCCGUAUCAAGUGGUAUUUUUUGUUUAUCCUCAACAAGCGAUGGCUUGGAGAUAUCCGCAAUCGCGUAUGUUAACAAGGAUACAUAUAUCUCCUGUUCCAUUUGAAGCAGUGGAUGCCGACGGUGAUUACAUCGACAAAAUUCCUUGCGUUCUCGAAUAUUGGAGUGAUAGUCACAUGUCAUACCAGCGUUACGCCGAUUUUUAUUUAUCGGAAACCGAUUCCUAUCGAUUGGAUCUACCGGAGAAAGCACCGGCACGAGCAGUAGCUUGCGUGUGGCGCGUAGUUAUCCUGUCUAACGGCAAACGACCACUCUCAAAAAGCAUCGUUUCCGCUCGUGCUCUCGCUGCCUGCUUGCGCAUCGACUCCUACUUUAAUCCCUUAUUAAUACCGAAUAUUCAAAUUGCUUUAAAUAUCGGCGUUCUCCAUGUAUCUCUGUACAAUCACAUCGAUACAAGUGUAUAUAAUAAUUUGCCGCCACCACUGGAUAAGUAUACUCUAAACGGAAAAAUUCCCGAAAUACAAUGUUUCAUGUCCGUAGAACAGAAGGGAGCUGUUCUGGUAUUUAACAAAUGGAUAGAUGAUUCUAUACUGCUCGACAUCGGCGGUAGUUUAAGCGUACACGUGUUGGAUUAUAGUCAUUUGACUAUGCAGGAAGUGCUAGAUGCCUUGGAAGGAAGAUUUCAGUUAUCGUUAUCGGAAAAGAUAGACUCGUCAUUAACGUGCAAUCCGUUUACAUUAAAAUUGGGACCAGCGAUAACUCACACUCUUGCAGUUUCUACUCGUUUAUGGCUGGCAUCUUUCGACGAAGAAGAAAAGAGCGUAAUUGUCCUAACACGUUACGUAAUAGCCAACGAUAGCAACAUACCUAUACGUUUUGGUCAAAGUGGCACUGGAGAUAGCAUACUUCUCGAGAGCAGGCAAUGUAAUUUUUAUUCUUGGAGACAGAUUGGCAAUCAAAUGAUAAGGAUAUCAAUUGAGGAGAACGCCUGGAUAUGGAGCCGGUCUUUUCCCGUUAACAAGGAUGGAGUCCAAGUGAUAGAAUUCAAUAAUUCAAUGAUUAGUACGGUGGUCUUCGUAAACGUUACGUCGCUUUCUGCCACACAAAAGCUUGUAACAUUCUCGGGGCAACUUGUGAUUUCCAAUCAACUAAUGGAUAAUUUCGAGAUGAGAUUAGUAAAAUACGAAGAAGUUGGCUCUAAGGUAAUAGUCUCCAAGAAAGUGUAUACCAUACCGGGCAAGAGUUUUCCGUCGUCUAUCAUGCUUGAGAGUAACAAAAAAAUGGCAAUGCGGUUACGUUUCACCAACUUGACGCAUUUAUCUUGGACCGGGGACAUUCCAUUGCAACCCAAUAUCAAAUGGGGCCAGCCGUGGCUCGUCAAAGUACCUCUACAAGAACGCGGUCAAUUUUUGAGUAUCUGGGUACGGAUUGUGAUGCAGAUGAUACAAGACAAAAUGAAAAUCCUUGCAGUAUUGAGUCCCCUGUACAUGAUCAGAUCACACCUACCAGUACCAGCCAGAGUACAGAUGGAAACACCGUCUCUGAAGAUGUCAUCUUGCACAAUGGUGAACGGUCGUGGCGAAUGUCAACAGCUGUACUGCCCCGGUACAUUUGAGCACUUCCACCAGCUGACGUUUCAAUUGGAAUCCGGAGUCUCCGCGUCGAAUCCUUAUGUGCCGCUUUCGUACAGUUCCGUGGAUCAACGAAAAUUUUUCCGAAGACCUGACGUUGAGGAUAUCGAUAAAAUUCUGCAAGAACUCAAGGACAGAAAAGAUCAAGUAAAAUGGCCUUUCCAAGGAGACGAUAUUGAGGAAUGGAUAUCUGCAGAACAGCCGCAGACGCAUGUACAAGUGAAAUAUCAGGACGCAGGAUUGGUCUCCAGCACUCUGCUGCUAGAACUGCAGCCUUGGUGUUUUGUAAUGAAUUCGUUAGGCUGUCACAUCUCAUUGGUGUCAGAGGAUACAGAGCUCUGUCAGAUUCCUCACUACGGCAUAGUCACGCCACCCAAAUUGGAGAAUACCUUUCACGUGGGUGUCGGAAUCGGCGAUACUUACUACACAUCCCAAACGUUGCAAUUGGCACGACCCGACUGGAGCCAGAGCUUUUAUAUGCCUCGAAUCUGCGGUUUCGUGCCGGUAGAGGGGAACAUCAAGACAUUCGUGGAUUGCGGCACGAGUGUGUCCAUCCUAAACAUCGGUUCUUCGAUGCACGAAGAUAUGCGUCUAGUGCGGAUCACAAGCAGCCACGUGAUCGCGAAUCUGACACCUCAAGAAUUGUGCGUGGCCACGCUCGCGGUGCACGAGGAAGCGCGGAAUCUCCAGUUGCCCCAUGAUCUCACUCCCUGCAGCCUGAAUAUCUCACCGUCCGAGGAUCAGAGACAGGGUACGCCGAUCGUGCAAUGGUAUACCUUGUACACGGAGAGUAACGUCGAGCCGCUCGUAUUGUACAUAUCUCUUAGUCUCGGCCACAGAUGGUCCUGUCCGAUCAGAGUGGAUCAAGUUAUGAGCCGCAAAUCCGUCGUGAUUCCAAACGGUUGUUCCACUAUGCCGGUCAUUGUAACGACGCAGGAAGACAAAGGCACCACGUUCGUCGUGAUACACAGCGAUGAUCAUCCGCAACUGUUAAUUGAGAACGCCUGCGGCUUCAAAAUCUUGCUGGGACAAGCCGAUGAAAAAGGGAAUGAGAUAUUACCGGAUAGCGUUCAUUUUACAUGGAUAUGCGAAGUCGACAGUGGAGCAACGUCCCACUAUUCUCUUCCCUGUGUCAGUAACAGACUACCCGACACUACGGUUCCAAGCGCAUCGAAUGUGUUAUUUUCUACCGCGCAAAACGAUGAAGCAAUAGGGAAAGCAAAUUUAAAGUGGUCAAGAGGCGUAAAUCUGUCCGCAUUGUCAUCUACACCAAUAGAUCAGUACCUGCGAUUACCUUCGUAUGGUGAUGUAAAGCUUAUAAUGUAUAAUCGCUGCUAUACCACUCACAUAAGCAUCGUGCCUAUUUCCCAAAUUGAAAUAUCAGCUCAAGACAUUAGGAGCAGAUUGUUACGAAAAAAGAGCACAGCGAAGGAUCACGACACCAUAUACAAUAAUCCUCCUUCAUUGAAGAGACUAGAAGAAGAUAAACUGUUACUGUAUGUACAAAGUUCGAGUAGCUCAACAUCAUUAACGAGCUUUUUCUCAGCUCAAGAAGAUAUUUUGACGACGGAACAAAUGCCCUUGAACAAUGCAAAGCAAUUAGUUCCUAAGAUAACGGAUACAAAAACUUGCACUAACGAAGAUCGGUUGAAAUCUAUCGAUGACACUAAUUCAACUCAUUCGAAGGAAGGUUCUGCAAUCGUUUACUUGCGUGCUUGCACUAUCGUUAUCCUUCAUGAUAUUAAUGAAAACGCACAAAGAAUCGAAGUCGCCAGUCUAUCUAUGACAGAUUUAGUUACGACUAUAAAUUCAAAAGCCAGAUUUAUUAAUUUCGAUUGUUACAUAGGCGACUUACAAUUAGAUAAUCAAUUAUUUGAUCAGGGAGGUUUCGAUUUCCCCGUAGUAUUAAUAAAUCAAAAUCCAUUGCCCAAUAGAGAAAUGGCAUUUUACAGCAAUAACUGUUUAAUGACGAAUAUGGAAAAAAUCAAACAAGAUUCUUUAAUAACCAUCGAGUACGUCUGGGAAAUAAAUGAAAAUAUCAUAGCAUCAAAAGAAUAUCGCAUGAAGAUUGCACCUAUUAGUGCAUAUAUUGAGGACACUUACAUAACGCAAUUAUUAGAUUAUGCGACUUCGAUGAUACCACCGCGACUGGUUCUGGGUGAUAAUCUUAAAAAGAUACAAACAAUAGCUGCGUUAAACGCAAUGUACAUACCAGAGUAUAUCAUGAUCGAUUCAAAAAUCUUAAGCAAACCACUAAGAUUGCAAAACUUCGUGAUAGAACCACUAUCAAUUUUAUUAAGUGUUCACACUUCUAUGCGACUCUACGUUGCUUUAGAUCAUUCCCCACUGUACUUCGGUACUUUCGAAAGGAAGAACUUGCUGACAACUCCUUACAGGCUUGGCAAUGCACUUACCAUGCAUUAUUUAUCUGGAGCUAUAUUUGGAGCAGGUUGGGUAGUUGGAUCAUUAGAGAUACUUGGAUCACCGGGAGGUUUGGCGCAAGCACUUGGAUCCGGUCUUAGAGAUUUUGUUUCACUACCAUUUCAAGGACUAUUACAAGGCCCAUGGGGUUUUAUCGUUGGAAUUACACACGGGUCAGCCAGUCUGAUGAAACAUGUCACAGCAGGUACGGUAAAUUCCGUAACGAAAUUAGCAUCUAGUGUCGCACGGAAUUUGGAUCGUCUAACAUUGGAUGAGGAACAUCUUCAGCGACAAGAAGAAUCGCGCAGAAUACGUCCUCAAGGCAUGGCACAAGGACUUUAUCAAGGCUUAACUGGUCUUGGAAUGAGUCUACUUGCGGCUGUGGCGGGCUUGGCACAUCAUCCUUUGCAGCAAGUGUGGUCAGGCGAAGUGACGACCAAAAGUUUAGUCACUGGAGUUGGACUCGGUUUAGUUGGUGUUGUUACUAAACCAUUGAGCGGUGCCGCGGAGUUGGUUGCUCUUACAGGUCAAGGAUUACUGCAAGGAGCUGGAUGGAAUUCAUUGCCCACGCCACGUCAAAGACCAAUCGUGCAGUACACUACUGGCAAUAAUAGCACAUCUGUACGGUAUACCUGGCGCUUGUCACCUUUACUCGAUCACAGUCACGACAGUAUCCUUCACGUGACCAGCGCAGACUACGUGAUUCAUCAAGGCAGUAAUCGCGCAGUGACGCUCGUCCUCACGCGACAAGCUUUAUUACUCGUUAACAUGGCGGAGGACAGUGUAGAACGGAUAUUUUCGCUCAAAGAACUAACAAGUGUUGAUCAUAUCACAGAAUCGACGAUGUUGUGCUUAUAUUGUCCACCAACAGCAAUACAAUUGAGCAGACCAUUAUCACCGGCUGAACACGAAAUGAAUCAAGAAAUGAGAGCACGAGUUGAGGAAUAUGUGCGGACAAGCAGCACUGGUUUGGCCAGUGUAUCAACCAAUAGCGACAGGCAGUCUGAUACCUUUGAGAGAGCAUCCCCACAUCCAGAACAUACACUUACGUUUUACGUUUGCCCAGACACUCGUAAUUAUUUAUUAUCGCUAUUCAACGUUGCCAAACGACAAAAUCAAGGUUCCGGUUUCACCGUUUUAUAA